AUAGUCUGCUCCGAUAUACUCACCUGUCUCUCUCGCAGCCUGCAUGCUCUUAGCCAGAACACGAAGUAGCGUGUACACAUCUCGGCAGAACACUUUCGAUAGGCAACGCUGCUGCUCCCGCCUGCGCUGCGCGGAAAGGCAUGAGCUGAACGCGACGAUGACAAUACCUUUUGAGCAUGGUGUCGCGGUCUUUGCACGUGGUGACGAGGUGGCUGGGGGCGCUCUCAGCCUGCCCGGACUGGAGCCCUUCUCGCAGCAGCUCCCCGCGGACGUGGCCCAGCUGCGCGGCUGGGUCACAGGCGGUCCCGGCCGCCUGCUGACGGCCAUCGUGGCGGGGGGCUGGGACUUCAGCCUCAUAGUGGAGCUGCGGCGCCUGGCGCCGGCGGUGUACGUGAUCGUGUGGCACGCGGACGCCGUGGAGGACGCACACAACCGGAUCCGCGCCUUCCAGUCUGGCGCCCGCAUGGUGUCUCACGACGCUGAGCACCUGCAGCAGGCGCUGCAGCUCAUCACAUCCAUACGCGGAGCGGCGGCGGCGGCGGCGGACGCGGCGGCGGCGGGGGAGGCGGCGGCGGCGGCGGAGGCUGGUCUGGUGGCUCCGGGCACAAUAGCCCAGCUGUCGUACGCCUGCCCCUGGUGCGGCCUGUCUGGACUGACGGGACCGGAGCUGUGGCUGCACCAGCCGCUGUACCACAUCUAUGAGCUGGACAAGACCAAGGUGGACUGCCCCAUGUGCCGCCACCACACCUCCCGACUCACGCGCCACAUCAACCUGCAGCACAACCCCGCCGGACCCGGCACGGACGAGCGCACGGGCGUGUACGCGCUGGCGGUGGUGCGGCGGCCGGGGGACGGCAAGUUCCUGCUGGUGCAGGAGCGGUAUGGCGAGGGCUACUGGGUGCCGGGUGGCGGUGUGGACCCCGGGGAAAGCCUGGUGGGCGCAGUGGUGCGCGAGGCGUGGGAGGAGGCGGGGGCGCGUAUCAAGGUGACGGGCAUCCUGGCGCUGGAGUCCUCGCACCGCGGCUCCUGGCGCCGCAUCAUCUUCCUCGCCGAGCCGCUGCCGCAGCCGCAGCCGCUGCCCGCCGCAGUCGCCUCCACCGCAGCCUCGGCCGCCUCGGCCCCCGGCGACGACGCGCGGGCCCUGAGGCGCUGCAAGACGCUUCCUGACGUGGAGAGCGCGGGCGCCUGCUGGGUGGCGGCGGAGGAGCUGGAGGGGCUGCCGCUGCGCUGUGUGAGCGAGCCACGCACCUGGAUCCCCUGGGUGGCGGGCGGCGGCAAGGUGGCGGCGCUGGACCCCGCCUCGCCCGAGCUGACCCAGCUCUUCCCCGACUACCCGCUCGUGUAGCAGCAGCGCGAGGAGGCGUGUGGGGGUGGGAGAGGCGGGAGAGGGCGGUUGAAGGGGCGGACUUAUGUGCCCGGCCCCAACGAACACGCCGCGAAGGGGAGGUGGAGAUGUGGAUAUGGGGCGAUGUUUGGAUGUGGAUGUGGGGCGGUUGGGGAGCUAUUGGAUGACGCACUGUGACGCCGACUCUUCGCGAUCUGCCACCCGCUGUUGCUGGGCGGUGCGUACGGGGGCGCGAGCAGCUGCGCUGCGUGAUGCGGAUGGCUGGGCAGCUUAUUCAGCCGCGGUGUGGCAACCGAGAACUGCUACUCAAAGUUGGGGGGUCGGAGACGGUGCGGCUAUUGAGAAUCGCGGCUCGUCAUGAAAUCCGACUGCUCAAGGGCGGUGUGUGCAGGCGUGGGUUUGGCGGCGUGGUCUGUGGCACGUGAUCCUUGUCCGCUAUCUCUGAACUCGGAUGAACAUCUCAAGUCAUAACCCCUGUCCAGUGCCUGCCGCAAUUUGGCUGGACUGGAGGAUGCAC
Chlamydomonas reinhardtii is the source of this 1862-nucleotide messenger RNA. RefSeq lists its product as uncharacterized. Lineage: Eukaryota; Viridiplantae; Chlorophyta; Chlorophyceae; Chlamydomonadales; Chlamydomonadaceae. The record is from RefSeq and is a predicted model, not a curated record. Gene Ontology annotation, molecular function: bis(5'-nucleosyl)-tetraphosphatase (asymmetrical) activity. The coding region runs from base 158 to 1345 and encodes 395 amino acids. The transcript has 6 exons. Gene Ontology annotation, biological process: AMP biosynthetic process; ATP biosynthetic process.